AUGUUGUCCAGGAAAACGAAAGUAAGACUAUACGUGGCUAUUAUAAGACCGACUCUCACGUAUGGCUGCGAAGCUUGGACAACGACCAAACAAGUAGAAAGAAACCUGAGAACUAUUGAACACAGAGUAUGGAGAAAAAUAUGUGGACCUGUCUUUGAUGAAACAAUGGGGAAUUGGCGAAGGAGGUACAAUAGAGAGCUGUACUAUAUGUUGGAUUUAGCACCAGUAACAAGCUUCAUCAAGAGUCAAAGAAUACAAUGGUUAGGCCACAUAAUGAGAAGACGAGAGAACAAAGUAGUUAGAGGAGCAUUGGAAUGGAAGCCACAAGGUAAAAGACCAAGNUGCAGUAUAAACAACGUAAGAAUGAAGAAGAGUUACAACUGAAAGAUAAAGGCCAGGAAGUAUCGGAUGAUAUAUAUUUUGUCAAACAAUAUGUACACAACGCUUGUGGUACUAUGGCAUUAAUCCAUAGUGUUGCUAAUAACAGAGAUAAGUAAGAUAAAUGCUAAUAUAUUAUAACAAAUUGUAAAUACAUUUAUUUUUAUUGGAAGUAUAUUAAAUAAGUUACAUUGAAUAUUAGAAUACAACUGGAAGAUGGUAUAUUAAAACGGUUUUUGGAUGAGGGGCAAAAUAUGUCACCAAGUGAUCGUGGUGAAAUGUUGACAAAAGCUGAAGAUAUAAUUAAUACACACAGGGAAAUCGCUAUUGAGGGACAAACUCAGGUAAAUAAAUUAUAAUUUAUGUGUAUAUUAAUUUGUUUUUUUUAAAAACCAAGCUUAGUUUUUUUUUUUUUUUAAAUCGUAUAUAUAAUAUAAUUUAGAAUUUAUUUUUAUUGAUAUUUUGUGUUAUGUAUUUAAAUUAUGUUAUGGGCAAUAGCGUGCAAAUUAGUAAAUUAAAAUUUUGACUUUUAGAAAUCAAUCUUAUUGGGAGCUUUGUUUAACAAUAGUUUAGCUAGUAUGAAAUAUGUAUCAAAAUGACUGAGAUAUUUUAAAGAGGAAUGCACAAUUUUGGUACAAUUUCAUUUUGAAAUUCGAGUAUAUCUUUGUAGGAUUAUUGAAUAAAACAAUUUCCUGCAUACAAUAGAAUAUUAAAUUUAUACAGAAUAUUGAAAUAUAUGUUUAAAUUUAAAACACUAAUAUAGUGUAAUUAUUUAAAUUAUUUGUUGAUUUUUCUAUAACUUUAUUUCUUUUAAUUUUUUAUAUGUAAUUUAUAUAAAGUUUUCUCGUUAAUAUGUUAAUUUCAAACUAAUGAAUUGUAUUAUAUUUAUGUUCAGCCACCAGAACCUGAAGAUAAUGUACCAUACCAUUUUGUGGCAUUUGUCUGUAAAGAUGGAUGUUUGUAUGAAUUGGGUAAGAAUAAAAUUACUUAUAUAUUAAUCGAUUAAUUAAUUGUAUAUUUAAAACCUGAAUAAAAAAUUAAUUCAUUUUUAAUAGAUGGUGGAAAGUUUGAUCCAAUUAAUCAUGGAUCUACAACUCCCGAUUCAUUGCUUGAAGUAAGAUAUAACUAUAUUUUAUAUUAUUUAUUUAUAAGGCUGAGUUUAAUUUGCUAUAUGUAUUAAAUAAUUAUAUGUUUAUUUUGUUAAACAACAGGAUACAGUAUCUUUGGUUCAAGAAAAAUAUGUUGUAAAAGAUCCUGAUAGUAUUUACUUCAGUUUGCUGGCAUUGUCCAAUAUAUGUGAUGCUUACUGA
Molecule: messenger RNA, 1688 nt
Organism: Cinara cedri
Lineage: Eukaryota; Metazoa; Arthropoda; Insecta; Hemiptera; Aphididae
Source: the annotation of a GenBank genome assembly